Molecule: messenger RNA, 5019 nt
Organism: Cladocopium goreaui
Lineage: Eukaryota; Dinophyceae; Suessiales; Symbiodiniaceae
Source: the annotation of a GenBank genome assembly
AUGAAAGAUCCGAGACCUGGAGAAGGAUGGGGUGGAGUGAUUCGAACCGAUCGAGAUCCAUACGGAGGUCUUACUAAAGCGUAUCGAAUGCCGUUGCCUGCUGAUGUGGAUGAGUUCAAAAUACCGGAUUUCUCAGUACUCCUGAAACUAGUGCACAAUCGAAGUGCUGACGACGCUUUAAAAAUCCUGAAGGAGAAGCAAACGUGGAAACUGAAAACAAAGCUGGGCAUCUACUCCCCCACGCCGCAGUACCAACCUCUGCAGUACAUCGAGGACAAGCCAUUCUGGCAGAGCAGCAAGUAUGUGAAGAGGAAGAUGAAGAAGUUCUAUGAGCAGCAAUACAAGAAGCGGCUGGAGCAGGACAAUAUCAACUUGAGAUACUUGCCGAGUGUGAAAGACCGUUUGGAACAAGCAGGUACCCAGCUCUUGGGCGGAAUCAAUGGCUUCAAGGUGCUGAAGAACAGUUUCAAGAAGCUCUCAUCCAUGACCGCAGAGGAGAUUCUGGAGGCUUGCAGUGACCAACGUACAUUGCGUUUGAGUGCAGCCAGCAAAGAUAUUCCAAUCGAUUGGCGGCCUGGCUACCAGACAGUGGCCAUUCGAGACAUGCAACUGAAGCACAUGAAGCGGGUCGAUGUUGUCAUUGAGGUGCGAGAUGCUCGGAUACCAUGGACAACCACACACCCAGAUGUCCCAGAAUGGGCACGGCCACGACCACGGGUCAUCGUCCUCACCAAAGCUGAUCUUGUACCACCUUCUGCCUUGGAGGAAACGGUUCGCUACAUCAAAGAGAGCGAGCGGGAUCGUGGAGUUCCAGUUGUUCCUGUAGAUGCGAUGCUGGGGACCUUUGGCAUUGAGGAGCUUCGCGAGGAGUUAUUGAAAGCUGGUGCCUACGUAAAUCGAAGGCGAAAACGCCAGGGAAUCAAUCCGCGUGCCAUUCGCACUAUGAUGAUUGGCUUCCCCAAUGUUGGGAAAUCUUCCAUCAUCAAUCGCCUCACUGGGCGGAAAGUGGCUGCGAAGGAUGCUAGACCUGGACUUACCAGACGGUUGACGUGGCACAGAAUCGGUGGAUUCAGGAACACAGAGCUCGAAUUCCUGGAUGCACCUGGCUUCAUUCCGGUGGGCUUUGGCAGAAGGUUCACCAAGGAGCAGCAGAUGCUUCUAUGCAUGUGCCGAAUCUUUGGUGAAAAGCAUGUGGACCGGCAGCAAACGGGCUACGAUCUCGUGUUUCGUUUGGGCAAGAUGUGGAAAGAAAAUCCCCACAUGGUCGAGGGAACUGUGUGGAGAGAGACGCAACGGAUCUAUGGUGUUGACUUCCAAAAGGCUCUCAGGUACGAGGGGCCAAUCCUCCCAAAUUUUGUACCAGUCAUGAACCCAGCUCCUUUCAUGGGGAAGUUGAUCAACGACUUCAACCGCGGUCGAUGGGGGCGUAUUCAGCUUGAAGCACCACCUCGAGCGCCUGUGAAUCUGAAGGACUACGGGCAUUUGCUGGAGGGAUCUGCGCAAACGCUGAAGCACUUGGAUGGUGGCAAAGUGAAAGGAAUGCUUGGUGCGGGGAAGCAACAGGCUUUGCGAGAGUUUGAGAGUGAAUCAAUGCAAGGUGAUGAUGCCAACCACGAAUGCAGUCAUUUCACCACGCGCUCCCGCUUCCCCUAUUCGUGGUGUUGGUGGACAGCUGCCGCCACUUGGUGCAGGCAGAACUUAGCACUGGCAGGCGAGUUGCUUGCUCAAACGAGCGCAAGCUCCUCAGACUUACAGUUGCAUCAAUGGCAAGAUGCCACUUUGAAGUCCAGAGAAUGGCGCCCGGGAACGGGGCAGUCCUCAGAACUCUGGUCCUGGACUUUGGAAAGUGCAGCGCUCGGUGCUCUGAGCCCAGAGGUCAGUGAUCAACUUGACAGUGACAGCAAAUUGAAAGGCUUUGAAAGGCUUUUCUGGGCUCUUGGUUCCAUAUGGUUCCAUAUGCUUCCCUCCCGUGAAGCCAUUUGGCCCGCAGCGAGCGGGGUAGAGUCGGAGCCUGGCAAGGCUCGAUAUUAUGCUGGCUAUCCAGGAUAUGGCUACGGUGGUGUGCCUGCCGGCUACAGCCCUUCUACGUCGUCGGGAAGGUCGGAACGCAUUAUUGUCACCGGCUGCAAGCACGAGACGGUCGGGGAUAUUGUCAGGGGUGAAUUCAACCUUCACAGUGACAACCAUGGCAAGCCAGUCUACAAGAAGAACGGACAGGUCAACGGCCUGGACGUGAUGCUGUACUUCUGGGAUGACCGGGAUGGCCCGGACUUCUGUGGCUGGUGGUUUGGUCCAAAGGUUGGUGGAGAUCAAGUCUGGGCCUACCAUUCAGAGAAAGCACCUACACCUCCUUUGAGUGGCUGGAAGGUACCUUACGACGGCCCAGUUGACAAUACUUUCAUCCUGCAGCCUGCGGCAGGCUAUGGGAAAGGAGCUACAGCUACUGCCCCGCAGUACCAGCCCGUUGCCUCUGGCAUGCCUCAGCCGGUGCCAUAUGGGUAUGGCCCCGCUCCUGCAUAUGGCCUGCCUCCAGUGUAUGGGUACGGCGUGCCCGGAUAUGAACCGCAGGCCGAGCGGAGAAGUCCGGAAAGAAAAAGAAAAGAGGACACCAAAGCCGACAGAAAGAAAAAGGAAGAGGAUGCAAAGCAGCGGCGGAAAAACGCUGAAGAAGAAAAGAAAGCCGCAGCAAAGCGAAAGGAAGAGGAGGCAAUAAGGAAGAAAGAGCAGGAACAAAAGCAAAAGGAAGAGGCAGCAAAGCAAAAGAAGGAUUUAGAAGAGAAACGAAGACAAGAGCAGAGGUCGACUUUGGCGAUCAGAAGGGUGAUUCAGAAAGUUAGACUAGCGUCGCCCGAGACCUUCGCGGAGGUUCAAAAGGAACUUCAGGAGAUCCUCGAGGUUGAGCUGGAAAACACUGGAAGCCAAAAAGAACGAAUCAAAGAGGAAAGUGGGAAGGGCUUGGAACAAGCUACUAAGAGAAUAGAUAGCAUCAAAGAGCAGCGGCAAAAAGAAUUGGACAAAAAGGAAGCUGAAGAGAAGAAACGCUUAGAGCAGCAGGCACGAACGGACGAGCUCUUGAAGGAGCUCAGUGAUCUCGUGGACGCUGCAGAAGCAUCGAUCGAAAGAUUGAAGGACCUUUCUGCUCCACUUUGUGACAAGAUCGAGGAUAGUGUGAAGGAGGUUGAGGCCUGUGCCUUGGCUGUUGAAGAGGCCGGCACGGAUGCCAAGAGUGCCACAAAGGCGUGCACCGACUUCAUUUUGGUGAAGGGCAACGACAUCAAGGAUCCAGCCUCAAGCCCACUCGUUCCGGGAAUCCAGACUCCUGGUGCUUCAGACACAAAGCAGGCAUUGGGAAAGCUCCUUCAGCGCAUCAAUGAGUGUGGUAAGACCGCGGAAGCUUUGAUCCAAGCUGCCAGAGGUGCCAAAGAGCAGGCUGUCCGCCGCGCCUCUGCCCGGCAGAAGACAAAGGAAAGAGAGGCUCUAUUUGCCAAAUAUGACCGUGACAAAGACCAGCUUCUGAGUCAGAUAGAGGUCAUAGCUUAUGCGAAGAAGGAGCUCUCUGUGAAUGUGGACAAGGUCCUCCUUGACAAGAUUUGGAGAUGUACGGUGGACGAAGAUGAAAAAGGCAUAAGUUUUGAGAAGAUGUACCUGCUCAAUUCCUCACUUGGCAUCGCCAGAGAGAUGCAAAGAAAUGAGCGCAGGAAAUCAGCCAGAAUAGCGAAGGAGAAGGUUCUGGCUGGGCUCAGGGAAAGGCUGAAGAACAAGGUCCGAGAGGUUGAGAAGGUCUAUUCUGACUUCGACAAGGAGAUGCGGGCAGCGGAAGCAGCUGUGCGCCCUUUGGCUUGGAAGGCUAAGACCUCAUCAGUCUCGGAAAUGGAAGAGCAUGCUAUUGAGUGCGAGCGCCUUGUCGAGGCCUGCAGGCGGACUGCUGACAAAGUAAAGCAGCGCGUCAAGACAAUUCCUUUCGGCUUCGACAAGAAGUACGAAGAGGACAUGACAGAGUUUUUCAGAAUAGAGUCCAAGCUCUUGGAGCUGCAGAUGGGUCGCGCAGACCUUCGCAUAGCUCGUGUGGAGAACCUGAGCAGACGCCACAAAGAGCAGGCUUGUCGCAAGGAAGCUCAAGCGAUUGAAAUGGUCAGAGCAUUUGGGAUGAAGGUUGUUCGUCAAUAUGCUCGGGUCAACAAGCUCACUUUUGAGGAAUUGUUUGGUCAUCUAGACGCAGAUGGUGAUGGUGCCAUAGAUGAGGAGGAGUUUGUCUCCUUUUUUGCCACAGUGGACAAGGAGAUUAACGAGGAGUUUGAGGUCGAAGAGGUGGAGAGGGUUGAGAAGGAGAAGGAAAUCGAGGAGUUUCCAGAGCUCAAUGACAUCGAGAUGGAGAAGGAAAAUGCUCUCGAAGUGCCAGAGACCUUGGAUGAGAAUCCAAUGGGUCAAAUCACAUUGGCUGCUGUGGCAGAGCAAGAUGAGGAAGCGGAACUCCGUCAGCAGUCCCUCGCUGCGAUCAUGCUUCAAGCCACACCAAAGCCGAAACCCAAACCCAAAAAGGUCGUGAAAGCAGAGCUAACACCCGAGGAACUGAAGAGUCUCUUUGCCAGCGUGCUUGAGCCGGCUGGACCGAUGAAGCUAUCCCCAGAGGUCUUCUCUCGGAUGGCAAAGGUCUACUACAAGGUUGUUAAGGAGACACCAAUGACUGAGAAGUUGGAAGUCAAUGGCAGCCAGACAGUCCAUCAGCUCAAGGUUGGGGAGAUUGUGGAGAUGCUCGAGGGGCCUGAAAAAGAGGUCUCCAUGAAGGUUUUCCGGGCCAAGGGCAAGGUGAUUGGCGAAGACAAGGAGGGCUGGGUCACCGUUGCUGGCAACCAGGGCACCAUUUUUCUGCAGGAAGGAGGUCAUUUGUGGAAGGUUCUGAGACAAACCGAGCUCUUCGAGUCUUUCGAGGAUGUUCCGCCAAAGGCCGGCAUCAGAAAGCUCAAAGAAGCAGAGGUGCUAGAAGUUCUUUCCUGGCCAACCAAACACGAAGAGCAGUGA